Molecule: messenger RNA, 1293 nt
Organism: Melampsora larici-populina 98AG31
Lineage: Eukaryota; Fungi; Basidiomycota; Pucciniomycetes; Pucciniales; Melampsoraceae
Product: family 31 glycoside hydrolase
Exons: 13
Coding region: 1-1293 (430 amino acids)
Biological process (GO): carbohydrate metabolic process
Molecular function (GO): hydrolase activity, hydrolyzing O-glycosyl compounds
Source: RefSeq, a predicted model, not a curated record
AUGCCGCCCGGGGCCCCACUGCCAGGUCAACUACCACAACCUCCUAAUCAAAAAAGACCACCCUUGGGUUUCACUUCAUCUCAAUAUUGUCAAUGGAACGAUUAUGGAUUGAAACCUCAAGUAGAUGUGUUAGAAAGAACUGGGCUCAAAGACCUAGGCUUCAAAACCUUUGUCAUAGCUUGUGAAUGGAACAAGGGAAUGGAUCCAGAAGGAAAACUAAUCGUUGAUGAUAAACAAUUUGAAGGUGGACUUACUGGCUUUGGUAGAUUCUUACAAGAUAAGCAAAUGAAAUUCGGUCUAAGGAUAGAUUCAGUUUGUCUCUUUGUCACAGCGGGGGCGAUACAAAACCCAGAUCUCUCAAAGGUCACGAAUGAUCCAUACAUUCAAAUGAAACAGUCGAUUCAAAGAUCUCAAAAAGACAUCUUUCUUGCUACUGGUCAAUGGGGUGUUACAGAUGAAACAAGAUUAGAAACAGCAGAUACUUGGAGAGUCAAUAAUCCAGCAAAAGAAGAUUGGCAAAAAAUUCGACCAACUAUCAAUGCAAUGGUAGCUUUAUCACAUAAAUCCGAUCCAGGUCAUUUCAAUGAUUUAGAUGCAAUAGAUUGGAAUCAUCGCGAUCUAAGUCCGAUGGAACAGGCUACACAACAAGAUGCACUUGGAAAAAGUAUCACUUUUAGACGUCGUUAUACCAAUGACAACGAUGUUUGGGCUGGAGAACUAAGUGACGGAAGCAUGGUCGCAAUGUUGAUCAACUGGAAAGAUGAAGAAAGAGAAUUAACAUUAUCUCUGGCUGAUGUUGAGUUGACUUCAGCAAAUGGGUUUGAUGUGAUUUCAGGAAAGGAUUUAGGCCCAUCCAACACAACUCAAAGCAAAACCAAGAGAAUGGGCAAAGCAGUCUUAAGACCAGUCACCGACAAAUUGCAAGCCAUGACAUAUUUAGAGCCAGAUGGAGUAGGUGCAGUACAAUUUGUGAACUUGGAAGGAGGUGAUAAAGGUGGUAGACUUUUAGUUGCAAUUGAUUAUAUUAACUCUAAAUUAGAUGAUUUCUCUCCAAGUUGGUGUCCAAAUUGUCUGAUUGCUAAAAUCAAAGUCAAUGAUGCUCCUGAAGUUGAAAUUGAAUUUCCUAUCACUGGAUUGACAAACAAUAUACCCAUGUCAUAUUUAGUAGAGUUAGAUGGUUUUAAACCUGGAAGUGAUAAUACACUUACAUACACCGGUGCACACAAGCAGGCUGCUCCUGAUAUAACUCAAAUAUCUUUUUUCUCAGCUUCUGCCCCAUCUGGGUAUCAGUAG